AUGGCUUCCGGCAUAUUGACCGUCUUCCUGGCGGCUCUGCAGGCCUCCAUAUCCGUUUUGUUAACUAUCUUCUACGGCGCAAUUGCCGGCCAGUUCAACCUCAUCUCUGAGAGCUCGGCCAAGGACAUCUCCAAGACAUGCGUGCGCCUGUUCCUGCCUGCGCUGCUAAUUCACAAUGUUGGAUCGCAACUCAGUCUUGACAGCGGCGCCAAGUACGUGCCUAUACUCAUAUUCGCCAUCAUGUACAACAUCAUGUCAAUUGCUUUUGGCACCCUGAUGACCCGCGUUUUCAAAUUUCCCGCUUGGGUUACGCCGGCCAUUGCCUUCAACAACACGACAUCCCUGCCGCUCCUUCUCGUGCAAUCCCUCAGUUCGACAGGCGUGCUCUCGAGCCUCGACGGCUCUGACGACGUCAUUGAUCGCGCAAAGUCGUACUUCCUCGUCAAUGCCAUCGUUAGCAACUCGUUGACCUUCGCGCUCGGCCCCCGCCUGCUGAACGGCCAAGAAGAAGACGCGCCCGACCAAGACGACAAUGAGAACAAGGACGAUGGAGAUGUAUCCGACGAUUCCAGCGACGGCGUUCCCGUCAUCGAGGGCACCGAGGACGUCGAAAGCGGACGCAUCAGGCCAACGCAGCAGCACCCCGCCGCUGCGUCAUCCUCCAACAACGACGAAAACGACGAGGAGGAGCACGUCACAGAGGAGACGUCUCUCCUGCCCGACCCGAUCGCGCGCAAGAGCCGGAAGGCGGGCCGCAAGGCGUACGCGCGCGGCGCCCACGGCUUCUCCAAGCUCCCACCAUGGGCGCGCUCGCUGCUCUCGUUCGCCUACCAGUUCGCCAACGCGCCCGUCAUCGGCGCGGCGCUGGGCUGCCUGGUCGGCCUGACGCCCGCGCUGCACCGCCUCUUCUUCGCCGCGCCCGACGCGGGCGGCUACUUCAAAGCGUGGCUGACAUCGUCGAUCAAGAACGUCGGCGACCUCUUCGCCAGCCUGCAGGUCAUCGUCGUCGGCGUCAAGCUGCUCGCCAGCCUGCGCAAGCAAAAGGCUGGCCAGGAGAGCGGCGCCGUGCCCUGGCUGCCCUUCGCCAUCAUCACUUUUGUUCGUUACGUCCUGUGGCCCCUCGUCUCCAUCCCGCUCGUCUGGGCGCUGGCUACCCGCACCAACGUCCUCGACGACGACCCCAUCUUGUGGUUCGCCAUGAUGCUGAUGCCUGCGGGCCCGCCGGCGAUGAAGCUGACGGCGCUGGCUGAUGUGAAUGGGAGCGAUGAGAAGGAGAAGAUGUCGAUUGCGAGGUUUUUGACGCUCUCGUACCUCAUCUCGCCGCUCAUAUGCUUCUCAGUCGUCGGCAGCUUGAAGGCUUCGGAGGCCGCGGUCGGGAGAUAG
Messenger RNA from Lasiodiplodia theobromae, 1383 nucleotides. Its product is annotated as Auxin efflux carrier protein. The record is from RefSeq and is a predicted model, not a curated record. The transcript is spliced from 3 exons. NCBI's taxonomy places the organism in Eukaryota, Fungi, Ascomycota, Dothideomycetes, Botryosphaeriales, Botryosphaeriaceae. Gene Ontology annotation, biological process: transmembrane transport. The coding region runs from base 1 to 1383 and encodes 460 amino acids. Gene Ontology annotation, cellular component: endoplasmic reticulum; membrane.